Clarias gariepinus (North African catfish) is the source of this 945-nucleotide messenger RNA. RefSeq names its product olfactory receptor 52B2-like. Gene Ontology annotation, molecular function: olfactory receptor activity; G protein-coupled receptor activity. The coding region runs from base 10 to 945 and encodes 311 amino acids. The record is from RefSeq and is a predicted model, not a curated record. NCBI's taxonomy places the organism in Eukaryota, Metazoa, Chordata, Actinopteri, Siluriformes, Clariidae. The transcript has a single exon. Gene Ontology annotation, cellular component: membrane. Gene Ontology annotation, biological process: G protein-coupled receptor signaling pathway.
AAGGGAGACAUGUCUAUAAAUGAUUCAGCACGUUCUAUGGUUAUUUUAACCUUAGAAUCAUUGGACAUACCACCAGCUGGUGACAUUGUUGCAAUAUUUUUUGGCAUAAUUGCAUACUGUUUAAUCUUGUUCUUUCAGUCCAUGCUACUUAUAACAAUUGUUGUAAAAAGGAAUCUGCAUAAGCCUAUGUACAUACUGCUCUUUAAUUUGUUCAUAUGUGACCUAAUAGGAGCUACAGCUUUUUACCCUCAACUCAUUUGUAGUAUAUUGUUUCAGAGUAGAGAAAUCUCUUAUCCUGUCUGUGCAUUACAAGGAUUUCUCAUUCACAUGUAUGGGGUUGGAUCUGCUUUAUUUCUCACAGUUAUGGCCUUUGACAGGUACAUUGCCAUUUGCAAACCUUUAAGAUACCACACGCUGAUGACAGGGGACACCUUGAUAAAACUUAUUUUAAUGGUGUGGGUCAUAGAUUUAGCUAUGCACAUGUCUUUAUUCAUGCUCACAAUGAGCAAAGAAAUCUGCAGGACAAACAUAGUGGACACAUUCUGUAAUCAUCCCUCUUUAAUGAAGUUAAGCUGUGAAGAUAUGAGACCAUCUAACUAUUACGGCAUGUUUACUAUAGCUCUUGUACAAGGCUCUGCUAUAUUGAUAGUAUCAUUAUCAUAUAUCAAAAUCCUAAUUACCUGUUUUUCUACCAAACAGGAAAAAUCUAUAAGUAAGGCAAUUCACACUUGUGGCACACAUUUAGUUGUUUAUCUAAGUUUUGAGGUUAAUGUAUUAUUUACACUGAUUUCCCACAGGUUAGAAUCAGCGUCUCCAUACUUAAGAAGGAUCUUUGGUGUUUCAAUUGUUAUAUUUCCUCCAAUUAUCAAUCCUCUAAUUUAUGGGUUGAAAACAAGGGAAAUUAGACAAACAAUUUUAAUGUUUACACAAAGAAAGGUUUUCUGA